Messenger RNA from Xyrauchen texanus (razorback sucker), 1893 nucleotides. RefSeq names its product protein kish-B-like. The record is from RefSeq and is a predicted model, not a curated record. The transcript is spliced from 3 exons. Bases 124 to 348 code for a protein of 74 amino acids. NCBI's taxonomy places the organism in Eukaryota, Metazoa, Chordata, Actinopteri, Cypriniformes, Catostomidae.
UGUUUUCCCAUACUUCCGCAGCGUCCCGGAAGGCAGGACUGUUGAUGCGGAACUAAUGAAGAGAGUAAAUAUAACAACAUUUGCAACUUGCGUCUCUCAACGCGGGAUAUAGAAGCUCUGAACAUGACAAACGUAUACUCUUUCGACGGCAUUCUUGUAUUUGGUAUACUUUUCAUUUGCACAUGUGCAUACCUGAAGAAGGUCCCUCGCCUUAAUAACUGGCUAUUGUCUGAGAAAAAAGGUGUUUGGGGAGUAUUUUACAAAGCUGCAGUAAUAGGCACACGGCUCCAUAUUGCGGUGGCAGCUUCCUGUGUGUUUAUGGCAUUUUACCUGAUUUUUCUGAAAUGACCAGGAAGGAACGGAUCAGUCUUAUGGACACUGGACUAUGGAAUGCCAAUAGAAAUGUAGUACUGGCAAGUUUUGCCAACUUCAUGUGAAGAUGCACAGAGACCCUAUUCCACCUGGGCCAAUGUUGGUAAUAAGCUGCAGUUUAGCACUUAUGUAAGACCUGAUUUUGUUAAAUGUAGUUUGAAGUUAAAAUUAGAUUGAGGGGAAUUCAGUCAUAGAUCAGGGCUAAAUGGUAAUUGCUGCUGUGAAUGGUUAAAUGAUGAGGAAAAUACUUUCCAAGUUAAGGACCUCCUAGUUUGCGAUUCAGACUUCGCUUGUGUACAAAUUACUAUCUUUUUGUUAUGUUUUUCUCUCAAACAUGCAAAAUUGGGCUAAUAGGUGUGUAGUGAAGAAGGUAGAAACAAUGUUAUCUGUACAAGUUGUUUUCUAAUUUUUUACCUAAAUUUGCCAUAUUUACAAAAAUCAUAAUUUUUGUACAGAAGGGUUACCAUUGGUUGCAACAUGGAAAAUUGACAAAAACAUUUGACAGUUUCACGGACAUAAACACUUGCGAAUUGAAAAUGAAGCUCAAAAGUGAUUCAGCCUGGUAAUGCUAAUGUUCUAACACAACAUUCUUUUGAUAGCACAAAUGUACCUAUGUACUUACAUUUUAUAAAGCACACCAUCUUGACAUUCACCGAAUGAUAUCAUUGUGAAGGCAUGCUUUUACUUUGUUUGAUUUAAUAAUCAUUAUGAAAAUACACCACUCUGUCACAGACCCAGCUGGACUUAGAGAUAAACCACAAUAAACAUAGACAUAGAUGUCAGCUCUCUCAAUGGAUAUGCAUUUAUAGUAAAUAUGGAAUAUAUGAUAUUAUUGACCAGUAAAUUACACUACAUUUUCUUUAAACCUUCACCAUCAUUAUCUGAGGGUUUCAGUUUCAGAAUGUUUAUUUUUUCUUGUUUUGGUGCAGUUUUAUCCAUUACAUAAAACAAAGAUGUAUAUGCCGAGAUGUUCUUUUGUAAAAUAAAAUCAACAAUUGAUCUAUUCUCUAUGCUCUUACCAUUAAAACUUUCUUUUCACUGUGUAAAUGUACAAAGCCUUACUCUAAAACUGCUCAUACUGUAUACGGGAUGAUAGAUCAUAAUAAAUAUUUGAUAGAAAACCCCAUGCACCUUCAUACUGAUUUUGGGGAAGAGGGUUAUUUAUUUAUUUUAAAGCAAUAGUUUUUAAGAACUGAGCUUAAAAUGUACAUUCCUCAUACAGAGUCUUGUGUCAUGAAAAAGAUACUGUCCUUAAUAUUCUAAAAUUGGUAUGAUAUAACUUGAAAUGGUUGAAAUGUUUUAAGGAUUGACGAGGCUAAUAAAAGCGCAAGGAAAAAGAAUUACAUUAAAUAUACUUUGUUCGCAACAUAUGUUUAUUUAAAAAAUAAGUAAAUAAUCUUGGGGUUUUAUAAACUGAACUGGGGCCAAAUUGUUUUUCUGUAUCUUGCUUAACACUUUUAUUGUAACUAACAUAAACUGUUAAUAAUGUGUCUAUAAAAAAAAAAGUAUUUAACUGCAUUA